Spodoptera littoralis (African cotton leafworm) is the source of this 861-nucleotide messenger RNA. NCBI's taxonomy places the organism in Eukaryota, Metazoa, Arthropoda, Insecta, Lepidoptera, Noctuidae. The record is from the annotation of a GenBank genome assembly.
AUGUCUUGGGUCAGAGAGAAUUGUCUGUCUUUCUUUCAAAUGUUUUGUAUAAAAGUUGUGAAGACCGGUCGUAUCCCGAAACAUGUCGCUUUUAUUAUGGAUGGUAACCGUCGAUAUGCGAAAAAGAACAGCGUCGAUAACAGUGCUGGACAUUAUAAAGGCUUUGAUAAGCUGUCCGAAACUCUGAGGUGGUGCCUAGACCUAGGAAUCCCAGAAGUAACAGUGUAUGCAUUCAGUAUUGAAAACUUUAAAAGAAGUAAAGAAGAAGUUGAUGGUCUUAUGGAUUUAGCUAGAGACAAGUUUCGAAGAUUAAUGGAUGAAAUUGAUCAAAUCAACGAGUGGGGUGUGAGGAUACAUAUUGCAGGCAGGCUGUCUUUACUACCAGAGGAUUUGCAAGCGCUAGUAUCGAAAUCCAUGCUGGCAACGAGGCAUAACAAUAAGCUUAGACUUAAUAUUGCUUAUGCCUAUACAGGUAGGGAUGAAAUCAGUAGAGCUGCAUCUCACAUAGUAGAUGGAGUGAAAAACAAUGAUAUACCACCAGAAGACAUUGAUGAUGAGCUUGUAUCAAAAAUCCUAGAGUUAAGGGAAGCUGAACUUCUUGUGAGGACAUCAGGCGAAGUGAGAUUGUCCGACUUUAUGUUAUGGCAGGUUUCCAACACUGUGCUGUACUUUACGGAAGUUCUAUGGCCGGAGUUCAGUAUUUGGAAUCUUUUGGCAGCCAUAAUACACUUCCAAAGAUAUGCUCCAUCACCCAAACAGCCAGAACAUCUCAGUGACACAAAGAAACGGUUUUUGGAAAAGUUGGAAAGCCAAAGAUGGCAGCAUAUUGAGAAAAUAGUCAAUUGUUCGUUAUAUGCAUAG